Dentiscutata heterogama is the source of this 292-nucleotide messenger RNA. NCBI's taxonomy places the organism in Eukaryota, Fungi, Glomeromycota, Glomeromycetes, Diversisporales, Gigasporaceae. The record is from the annotation of a GenBank genome assembly.
CAAGAACAAGACCCAACAGCAUACGAACCACCAAAGAAACGAUGCAAAAACCACUAAAAAAAUGACAAAGAACCUCAAAGGUAAUAAUACAAGAACUACCAAAAAAAUGAUGCAAGACUACCGAAAAGAUGAUACAAAAACCCUGAAGAAACAAUAUAAGAACCACCAAAGAAACAACGCAAGAACUACCAAAGAAACGAUGCAAGAACCACCAAAGAAACAACGCAAGAACCACCAAAGAAACGAUGCAAGAACCACCAAAGAAACAACGCAAGAACCACCAAAGAAAUGA